Messenger RNA from Salvia splendens (bonfire salvia), 1322 nucleotides. RefSeq lists its product as uncharacterized. The transcript is spliced from 2 exons. The record is from RefSeq and is a predicted model, not a curated record. Bases 22 to 1134 code for a protein of 370 amino acids. Gene Ontology annotation, biological process: response to abscisic acid. NCBI's taxonomy places the organism in Eukaryota, Viridiplantae, Streptophyta, Magnoliopsida, Lamiales, Lamiaceae.
AGGGCAGAGCCUGUCGUCUCCAUGAGUCAUCGGGCGCCAAACAUGAACCAUGAAGCUGCAAUGCUAGGAACCAAUCAACCCAAGAGCCCGGACCCCAUCGCAGACAAGACACGUGCUGCAGUUGAAAAACUGGCUACAGCAUGUGGACUCUCUGCUAACAACAACAAAAAAAACACCAGCACCACUCAAACAGUAGCCAACAAACUGGCUCCAGCCUAUGCAGCAGUGUCGGACGCAACUCACAACAUUAACGCCAACACGAUCUCAAACACUACCCACGCUGUCGCGGACAAACUGGCCCCAGCCUACGCUGCAGUGUCGGGCGCAACCCACACUGGUGCCAGCAUGAUCACAAGCACCAGCCACGCUGUCGCUGACAAGCUGGGACCGGCCUGCACGGUCGUGUCUGAUGCAACACAGCAGAUUGCUAGCAAGAUAGCCAACAUUGUUGUUGCAUCUCCGGGAGCAAAACCUUCUCAGGAAGCGAAAGCGGAGUUAGUGAGUGAAGAUGCAGGAAACGUGAAGCAAGGCUCGACCGGGAGUCCUCAAACAUACGACAAAGGAGUUUCCGUGAAGGAGUAUUUCUUGAGCAAGCUGGAGCCUGGAGAUGACGAAAGAGCACUCUCACAGGCUAUAACAGAGGCCAUUAGUCCCAGGAAGAGCAACGGGGAGACGGGCAUGGUGGAUUUGGUGAAAGAGGCCGUCUCUUCGUUUUUCAGACAGGAGGAGGCCUCCCACCACCCAACAGAACCAUCUGCAGGCUUGAUUGCCGAUGCCCCUGUCUCCUUGGAAGUUGAAACAGUUGCUGCGCUCGACGCUUCAAACAGUCCAACAGAGGUUCAGCUGAAACGCACUGCUUCGGUCCGCGCAGGAAGACACGCAUCUCCUGUUGCUCUUGGCACUUCAGUCAUUACAGCAAAUCCUCAACUGAACCGCAUUGCCACAAUCCACACAGAAAGGCCUUCAAUCACUAAAGCAAGUCCUCAACUGAACCGCGCUGCUUCAGUCCAUGUUCGUUCUACCAAAGUUUUCACAAACAGUGCCAACAGCUCCUCACCUGUUGUCCCAGUGUCCAGCAAUGUUCAUGAAGUUUAUGAGGAAGAAAACAAUGGAAGGAUUCUCCAAACCAACUGAAGAUUCAUUCAUAUGCAGCAAAUGGCAUGGUUUGCUCUUGGAGUGUGCAGAGCAGAACUCAAUCACAUUUCUUAGUCAGCACCAAGUUUUAGGAGUUAUUGAUUAAUGUAGCUAAUUAGAAAGAGAAAGAGUGAGUGUAAGUAUUAAAUGGAGAGAAAGAUAGUUGAAUAUUUAAUUGAAAAGAGAAG